UCUGUGUCGAUUGGCCAAAAAAACGCAGGCUCGGGAACUAUCGCGAGAGUUUCUAUUGCGCAUUGCGAUUGCGCUUAACGGAAGUCUCCAAAAUUAGAAAACAACGACCGUGUAAAUAUACCGAAAGUAGAACAAGCAGUCAGCCACUGGCCUUUGCUGGUCAGACAACUCAAACAGAUGAAGAAUGAUGACCUGUGGUCUGGUCCUCUUCAUCCUCUUGCACCAUGUGGGUGUGUGUAUUUCAUUCCCAGACCUGAACCUCCCAGAGCUUCAUGUGCCGUUCUUUUUCAACAAUAACCCAGAUGUAAAAGCUGCAUGUGAAAAGGAUGUGUCUUGCCCCUACAAGGCUGCCAUGGACUCACCUGCAUGCUGGGGUUAUGAGACUGCGUGCAGCACGAAGAAUCGACUGAGCAACCCUGACUGCUCGGGAGACAGUAAGUCCUGGGCACAAAGAAAACAGGAGCAGUUGGAUAAGUUCUGGCGAAGAGCUGAUUUUGGCUUAGUUUCUGAACACCGCAGUGAGAUGAAAGUUCUGUGCAAGCCGAACAGCGAGCUGGACUCAAGUUUGGAAUGUGCCAAGUACCUACGCUACUGCAAAGCAAAGAAUAUCUUUUUUGACUUCUCGUCUGCCAACAUAGUUAAAGGCCCAGAGAGGAAUCGCUAUCGGGAGGAUGUUCUGAAAGAGGGACAAGUUGGAGGUCAUUGUACCCUUGAUGUCAAAGCUCUCAAAGCAGAAGGGGAACAUAAAAGUCCUCUACAGUCUUGGUUUGCAGAACUAGAACAUUACACCUCUCUUCCCUUCCAGCCGUCAGAUGCCAGCAACUGUGAUAUAGUGUUUGAUAAACCUACCUACCUCAUCAAAUUAGAUGCCGGAAUCAAUAUGUAUCAUCAUUUCUGUGACUUUGUCAACUUGUAUGCUUCUCAACACAUCAACAACUCCUUCAGCACAGAUGUCAACAUUAUCAUGUGGGACACGAGUCCAAUGCCAUAUGGAGACUUCUUUAGUCUGACGUGGAAAGCAUUCUCAGAUUAUCCUGUCAUUCCGUUAAAAGAUCUGGAUGGGAAAAAGGUCUGCUUCAAAGAGGCUGUGUUUCCACUUCUUGCCAGGAUGAGGUUCGGCCUCUAUUACAACAUGCCGCUGAUGCCUGGUUGUUACGGCAGCAGUCUCAUACAAGCCUUCUCCCAGCACAUCCUGCACAGGCUAGACGUGCCUCAGGAAGGACCACUGGAAAACAGGAUUCGCAUUACUCUGCUGAACAGAAACUCAAAGUACAGGAAUAUCUUGAACCGGGAAGAGCUUGCUUCAGCUUUGAAAACAGAUGGGGAAUUUGAAGUCACUGUCGUGGAGUAUAACAGGCAAAUGCCGUUUUAUGACCAAUUAGUGGUCUCUCACAAUUCCGACAUCCUCAUCGGCAUGCAUGGCGCAGGGCUGACCCAUAUGUUGUUCCAGCCAGACUGGGCUGUUGUCAUGGAGCUCUACAACUGUGAGGAUGCCGGCUGCUACUUUGAUCUGGCCAGGCUGCGUGGGAUCCGCUACAUGACGUGGGAGAGAAAGGACAAGCUGGUACAGGAGGAUGAGGGUCAUCAUCCAACAUUGGGUGCCCAUGCCAAGUUCACGAACUACUCAUUCGACCUUUCUGAGUUCAUGCGGCUCAUCUAUCAAGCAGCCAAGCAUGUUCGGAACCACCCAGCUUUUCUGAAGGCCAGGAGAGAUCGGUACCCGCCCUCGACUGACUCAGUCAGUGACACUGAAAACCCCAAGGUUGAACUCUGACCGAUAUAUAUGCUUAGCACUUUUACCAAGUGUCUUUUUGACUGGGCUGAUGCAAGCAUGUUCACCUUUUUAUUGUUUUUUCAUGACAUUAGGUCUAUUAUGAGUUUCAGAAUUUACAUGUGUAGAUAAUUAUAAAUCAAAUGAAAAUUUUUCAUAAAUGUAUCAGUAUCAGAUAGGGACUGCUAACAAGCGUUACUGCAUGCUUAAAAGCAGCCUUUAGGCAUUUUCCUAAGGACUGUCUACCUCCUGCCAUUAGUUGUGUUGAUAUAAAUGUGUGAUGUUAUGGCCUCAGUGCAUAUAUUUUGUUCGUUCUGAAAAUUUACUUUUGGGAGUCUGUUGUUAGCUCAGUUGGCAACUUAUUUGACUCUCUGUGCUGAGGACUUAAAGACUUGUUUUGUUUUCAGAACGAGGCAGCUGAUACUGUUAAAGCUAAUGACUUUAAAAUCUUCUGUCCUCAUUUGUUUACUGAUGUAAUUGGGUAAAGACAGGUGCUCACAUAGUCUGAUGGACGUUUGCAAUUUUUUAAAGGGAGCAACACCUGUCUGUGGUAAUAAUGUUUUUUUCAUUUUUGGACCAUAAAAUGGUAACAUUUUGUUUGCAUCUUGUUGCCCUGUAGGGAUACUACCCAUUUAUUUAAUGGGCAAAGGCUGGUGCUUUCAUUUCAAAGUUUAUGUAUGUGAUUUUUUAAAAACAUAUUGCUGCCUCAUUAAAAUAAUGAACUCAAGUUUUAUAAGACCAACUUGUGAGUAGACAGUAAGUUAAUGUAGCAGCUGUUUUACUGGUAAACUCAAUGUGUUCUCCCAGAGCUCUGGGUUUUUCAUUUUUCAUGAAUGUUGAAUAAUUCAAGACAGAAAUCCAAUUGACACUGGUUGAUAUUACAGUUUUGUAAGGAAACGGAUAUGUCAUUAUGUCGUAUCCUACUGUUGUUUUGCUUGUUUGCUUUUUUUUUAAACUUAAGAAUACUUUGAGAAAUCCGCUUUCCCAACUUUUCGAUCUCAUACUGUCUUGCGAUACAAGAAUUUAAUUUAUCUUCAGCUGUUUCAGCAAACGUGUGCCGGGGGGGGGGGGGGGGGGGGGGGGGGUUGACGCUUCGGUUGAUCCAACUUUUUUUUCAUCUUGAUAAAUUUUGGGGCAAACACUUGAAUUUUCUGUGCCACUCUGAACUGGUUCAGUGGUUUAUCUGCAAUCAUAUACUGUGUUCUUUGAUUCUUUUAAUCUUCUAUAAUAAUCUCAUACAGUUGUCCAAAAUUCUUUUAAUCCUCACAAAACCUGUUUCAGCAGUUUGGGAUCUUAAUUAUUAGGAGGUGAGAUUCAUGGCUGUAGCCGUGAACCUGUGGCACCGAUGUACCUGCUUUGUUCUGGAACCCAACACACUGGAAAGUUAAUGGUGUGCUUGUACAUGUACUGUGAUCUUCUGUUUUGGAGAAUAAGGAGUUUGCUCAGGUUUUACAACUUACCCUUAUUUGUUUGCUCAAUGACUUCCAAGGGUGUUUCUUUUUUCAACCGAGUUGUGAUGGCAAGUGAAAGAUAAAUCUGAAUGUUUAUUAUUGAUGUUGUUAAAGGCUUGAGAGUGUUGAAGUUGUCUCGAUGUUUAUGUUUUUCUCUUCUCAAGCAAAGAGUGAAUUUUAAGACAGACAAUGUUUUUAGAUAAAGGAAGAAUGUUGUCUAGGUCCUGGUCUCAGAGUGAAAUAGAAAAUGGUCAAAUGAACAAAGCUGUUGUGAUUGUAGGUUUUCCAAGCUACUUAUUUGAGAGAUUGGAUUCUAUAAAAAUAACCAAGUAAUAUGUCCUUAGCGUAAGGUUUUCUAGUAAACUGUUCAGCAGUGCUAGUUAAGUUCCCUAUCUUCAUUUGAAUAACUGGCCUUUAGCAACAUGUUUUUCUGGUUAAUGUUGCAUCUUUUGUGCGAGUUGACAAAGCAUUUUAUGAGCUUCAGCCAGUUACCUCCCAUCAUUUCUUAUUGUGGACAGUGAUGAAAAAAAAAUUGUAGACAUUUUUGUUAUUGAGUCUUAAAUGGAUUUUUUUUUUUUUUACUUUUGCUUUUUGACUUUUUUGUCUUAGUUACUUUUUUGUAAAAUUUAAUGUUUUUAUGGUGCCGAUGAAAUAAGAGCCCUUUGAUUAAAUGUCUCUCACAUUUUUCUGAUUGCAAUAGAUGAAAGUUUUCUUUCCUUUUUUCACACCUGUCAGUGUUGUGAAUACUGGCACUGUACUUGUGUAUUUGAAGUCUUAAUUGCAUCUUUAUGUUGUAGAUUUAGAUUUGAAUUAGAUUUUGGUGACAGGGAUAAAAGUUUUUAUAUAUUACCUUUGUAGUUACUGUUUGUUAUAGUACUUUGUAUUCUGUCAUUUUCUGUCAGGGGCGGAAGAUUAUGAACAGUUGAUUAUUCCCUAAUUGUUGUAUUGUUCCAUAUGUGGUACACUGAUGUUAGAUUUCAGGAUGAAACUAUUGUGACGGCAGCAUCACUUGAAGGUACAUUCCGCAACCUACUUGUAGCUUAUGUGUAUAAACAGCUCGGCGUUAUUCACCAGUUAAACAAUAAUGAAGUGUGUUCAAAGUAAAGGAAUGUCUGAGCCCUGCAGAGACAGGGGUAAAAGCUUUGUGCAGAGACUUUUGUAUUGUGUUCCGUUUAAGGAUGGGUUUUUUAAAUUUUUUUUUAGAUUUCUGAGUCUCUUUUAUGCAGAAAAAAAAAACUUAAGGCUUCUGAGGUCAUAGUUUUAUUCAGUAAGUUCAGAUGUAUUGUGUUCUGCUCCUUAUUUAAAGGCUCAAGAUUGUUUUUUUCUCUUCAAGCCAUGCAUUUCCUUGAUGCCGGCAAAUGUAGAAUUUUUCAUUGUGAAGCCACAUAAUUUAUGGCACAACUGUAGGCUCCUUGAUGUAAGUGUAAGACAUAGAAUCUAAUUUGUGAAAAAGGGAAAGACUUGAACCUGUUCAUGCUAUGUGAACUUCAUGGGACAAUCACAAGAACUCUUUGCCAUAGUCUCAUUUUAUUUUGUGACAAUCAAAUAACCAACCGUAGUGGGCAGUUAUUAAGAAGGUUUUUUUGCCUGUCAGUUCAGUAUUCUGCAAUGGAUCAUGCCAUUUUACUUGCUACAAUUGUGAUUUUUAUGUAAGGCUUACUUGCUCGCUUGGUUUAAAAGUGUUGUCAGGGGCUGUUUUAUUUUAAACUCACUAAAGAUGCAUUUAACUGUGCUUUCUUUGGUUUUGUUUCUCCUCUUGAUUUAUACUCUCUGGUGGGAACAUGUUACAUAGAACAGACUUUUUAUUCAAUUAUAUUUCUCAUUGAAUUAAGAUAUUUGCUAUUGGCACUCCCCAUAACUUUGACUUACAAAAAUUCCAUAAUCGAUAUGUCUGGAAGCCUAACCACUGCCACACAUUCUCAAUGCAUUUUCAACCGUGAACAAACACUGAAAUUUGGGUUUAGGAGGCUGAGAUGGUCAUUAUGGGUCAAAUAAAUAUACACUACAUCAAUAUACUGAAUUGUGUAAAGAUUGCCAAAUUAUGGUCCUUGAAAUCACUCACAGUCAAGGCUGCUACUGUGGAUCCUCUUCCGAAUCACGGAGACACAAAAGGUGGCCCUUACCAGCUGUUUGUUGAGCUAAUGUCUCAUUUUGGCUGCAUUUCACAAUGCAGGUGUGAAAAUUAUUAAAUUACAAAGUAAGUCCUUUGUUCUAGGUUUUCACAACUUUUAUUGGGAUACAAAGCUGUUUUGAAUUUUUAAAGGUAUUUUAUGCUCAUCGUAAAAAAAAAAAUACAAAA
Molecule: messenger RNA, 5521 nt
Organism: Aplysia californica (California sea hare)
Lineage: Eukaryota; Metazoa; Mollusca; Gastropoda; Aplysiida; Aplysiidae
Product: EGF domain-specific O-linked N-acetylglucosamine transferase
Exons: 17
Coding region: 185-1774 (529 amino acids)
Cellular component (GO): endoplasmic reticulum lumen
Molecular function (GO): protein N-acetylglucosaminyltransferase activity
Source: RefSeq, a predicted model, not a curated record